Messenger RNA from Nerophis lumbriciformis (worm pipefish), 1584 nucleotides. The record is from RefSeq and is a predicted model, not a curated record. Lineage: Eukaryota; Metazoa; Chordata; Actinopteri; Syngnathiformes; Syngnathidae.
AUGCUCCGCGAGCUGGUCCAACAGCGACUAAAUGUGGCCAUCCAGGAGAUUUUUCAACUAUUUGAACAGACUUUAGUCGAGUACAAAGAGGAACUGUGUCGAACUAAAGUGGAGAACGUGCGACAACGCGAGCUACUGGAAGCUGUUCUACAACCUCAAGUUCGGCUACACGCAAUAGACAUCCAGCAGGUGUCGUUGGACACCCAAAACCAUGAGGGUGGCCCAUCGGAACACUUCCAAUUUAAAGAGGAAACGUGGAGCGGUCGAUACGAGGAAUCCAACUGCGACGCCUUCACGCAAGUGGCAGGCGUGUGCGUCAAGAGCGAAGCCGCCGAAGCGUGUCCACAACACAACGAAGAAGCUGACGAAGAAAAACCCAAUACGGACGAAGUUGUGUCCCGCUCAUUCAACGGCGAGCCUGCUCAAGAACCUUCCAUCAAAACCUCCGAGGAAUUUGUGCCCCCUCAGCCAAAGAUGACCACCCCGGAUGAUCCCGAAACUCCCAACAUUAAAGAAGAACACGACGACGAUGGCAUGCUGGUCAAGGUCGCCGCCGCCGGCCCCAGCUGCGUGGGCGGCUUGUCCAACGACGUCACAUCCCAAUCGUCGGAUGAACCCCCCCAAAAAGCCCAAAAACUCUUCCCUUGCUCCGAAUGCGGCAAAGUUCUUGCCAACCGCGGGAUUCUCAAUCGCCACAUGAAGCUCCACACCGGCGAGAAACCCUUCUCCUGCCCGGCGUGCGUGAAAACCUUCAGCCGCCGCUACCGCCUUGUCGCCCACAUUCGCUGCUGCCACCCCCAAGGAAAACCAUUCCACUGCUCCCUCUGCACGCAAACCUUCCACCAGCGUCAAGACCUGCGCUCGCACAUGAAGUGCCACGUCGGCAAGAAACACUACUCCUGCCCUACGUGCAGCAGCACCUUUUCCAGUAAAAGUAAUUUACAAACACACAUCAGGUCCCACACCGGAGAGAGGCCCUUUGUCUGCCCCGUUUGUCCAAAACGCUUCACCCAAAAAGCCCACCUGGUGUUACACAUGCGAGUCCACACGGGCGAGAAGCCCUUUUCCUGCAUCGUGUGCGACAGGACGUUCGUCACAAAGUCACACCUGAAUUACCAUGUCUGCACGCAGACCGGGGACAAACCCUUCCCGCGUUCCGAGUGCAACCCCCGAUUCACCCGGAAGGAAAACACGCCGACGCACAUGGAAGAACACGCAGCCGAGGCCCCGUUCACCUGCGCGGCCUGCCCGGCCGCCUUCGACAAAAGGAAAGAACUGAUGGCGCACAAUCGCACGCACGCCCGCGAGAAAAAAUUCCCUUGUCCGUUGUGCGCGAGAAUGUUCACCAAAACGACCCACGUGACUGUGCACAUGAGGGUGCACACUGGGGAGAAACCGUUCACCUGCCAGUUCUGCAACAAGAGCUUCAUCCAAAAAUGCGACAUGAUGAGACACAGAAUGACGCACACCGGAGAGAGACCGUUCGGUUGCGACGUGUGCCAUAAAAAGUUCACGCGCAAGGUUCGCCUCACGAAACACAAGUGCCCCGGCGGAAACGACAUCGACAAUAUAAAACAAGAGUGA